AUGAGACACAUUUUCUCAGAUACAAGCUCCUCAGGAACAGGAUAUUCAGAAGAGAGAAUUGGGUUGGAGCAGCUAGUGGAGUAUGGAGCACAGACGCCAGAGCAAUAUGAACAAGGUGAUCUAAAGAUGUCCUUAAUCUUUAGCCCUGAAUUAAGCCAAGAAUAUUCUAGAUGUCGUUCCGGAACAAACUCAUCAACGAGUUCCACUUCAGGUGAGUAUUCGCGUAAGAGUUACGAAUACUCUACAGACGAGAGUUCUGCCAGAAGCAUCUCCACAAAGCACACCGAAGCCAGGCCCAAACGCCACGUCUCGUUUGAGCUUCCUGAAAUUGAGGAGUCAGAGGAGUCGGAAAAUGGCUCCGCCGAAUACUGCGAGAUUUCCUUUGAAGAGCCCGAAAACCCAGGUUGGCAAACAAUUCCUGGAUGUGACAGCCAGACAGCCAGUCUGGCAGAGUCAAGCAACUAUUCGCCAACUCCAUCUGUUUGUCCAAGCAAUGAUCCAGAUUUCAACUACGAGACUGAUUUAACCCAGAAUACCACGAAUCUGUAUCUUGAUGAUUCUGGCGAUGGAACCGUCUUGGGUGAUAAUAACAUCCUGUCAAAGUUGUGUGGAGAACCUAAUAAAGAAGAACGAGAAACUCCAAAACAGAUUGAAAUUGGCCCCAUAAGUCUCCAGAAGUAUCUUUUGAGUAGGUCAGAUCCAAUAUUCAGCGAUUCAGCGCUCAAUUCGAUAUACGAUUUUGCCGAUAGAGAAGCCGCACCAGCUAUAUUGGCACAUAUGACGCUGCAAGCGAAGGAAGAGCUGUAUAGGACUCUUUGUGAGGAAACGAACGGAAAAGAUUAUAUGAAUGAGUACUUGGGUCAAACAUCGCCAACUUCCUCAUCGAUUCCAAGAAACUAUUCAGAAGAUUAUCAGCGAUUUCGCCCAGUACAUCAACUUUUCAUCCUCUUGGCGUGCCAUCUCUACACUAACUUUUCGGCUAUGCACCCCGAUAACGAUGUGCCCAUAUUCGCCGACAUCUUAGCAAAAAGUUACUAUUUUGACAGCGAUCAUGUGGCGAUGGCACAAUAUAUAAGAUGCUGGGUGGAGAAUUUGUUGGUAAAGCUGGAAUUGGCUAAGAAAGACAGAGCAUGA
Kuraishia capsulata CBS 1993 is the source of this 1134-nucleotide messenger RNA. RefSeq lists its product as uncharacterized. The coding region runs from base 1 to 1134 and encodes 377 amino acids. Lineage: Eukaryota; Fungi; Ascomycota; Pichiomycetes; Pichiales; Pichiaceae. The record is from RefSeq and is a predicted model, not a curated record. The transcript has a single exon.